This is a messenger RNA of Sinocyclocheilus grahami, 1191 nucleotides long. Its product is annotated as sodium-dependent phosphate transporter 1-B-like. The transcript has 3 exons. The record is from RefSeq and is a predicted model, not a curated record. NCBI's taxonomy places the organism in Eukaryota, Metazoa, Chordata, Actinopteri, Cypriniformes, Cyprinidae. The annotation marks the transcript as partial.
GGUCUUGUCACUGAAACAUUUUACUGCUGUUCACACUCACAUCUCACCUGAGAGUGUUACAUAAGAUGACAGGCCUUGUGCUUGCAUUCUGAAUGUGACUAAGAUAUUUGACACUUGGUUGCAGGGGUUGUUUUGGCUUGCGUUUCUAUGGACACCAAAACAAGUAGAGCAAGUCGAUUUUUUAAAAUGCUUUUCACAAUAGUCUUCUAACUGAAAAUGAUAAAUGGGAGCAGCUGGCCUAUGUAUUAUUCUCUGAAUAUGCAUUUCCUCAAAAGGAGUGCAAGCAACUUUUGGACGAAGUAAAUCCACUUAUUAUGACUUAAUGUUUAACUCCAACACCGUUACUAACAACCAGUCCACAAUGUCCCUGUUCAUUCCCUAAUGCUGUUUGUUGAUGGUAGCACAUGCUGCUUGUUGUCUCAAAAGCACCUUUCCUUUCUUCCCCACCUCUCCCUCAACACCCCUCCUGGUCCCUUUCCUCCUGUGAAUGAUGGGACUGCAGUGCUGGGCUUUGAUCAGCUGCUCUGGUGGGGAGUGCUGCUCAUUUCCAUCGGCUUGGCCCUGGUCAUCGCUAUCAUCGUUUGGUUUGUUGUCUGCCCUCGGCUCAAGAAGAAGAUCGAAUGUGAAGUAAAGUCUUCCAGUCCCACUGAGAGCCCUCUGAUGGAGAAGAGGGAGCUGCAUGAAGCUCACAGUCCCAUCCUGAAACCUGUCCCUGAGGAGUCCAGUGCCAUGCCCUCUAUCACCCCCUCGGCCCCUCCUCUUUCUGAGGAGCGCAGGGUCACCUUUGACAUCGGAGAUUCAGAUGACGCAGAUCAGAAGGACUGCAAAGAGUCAGAGUUGGGCAGUGCAGCUCCGAAGACUGCCCAUGCUCAUUUCACCACCGGCCCCACUCACAUUCCUAGCAAUGGUUACUCUCAGUACCACACAGUUCACAAGGACUCCGGCCUCUACAAGGACCUGCUGCACAAACUCCAUCUGGCAAAAGUGGGAGACUGCAUGGGGGAGGGUGGCGACCGGCCCAUCCGCCGCAACAACAGCUAUACCUCCUACACCAUGGCCAUCAUCGGUAUGCACGGAGACUUCAAGCCCAAAGAAGCUGACUUCCGUGGUUCUGAAGAUGGAGACAAGGAAAAUGCCAGUGCUCAUGAGAGGAAGCGCAUCCGCAUGGACAGCUACACGAGUUACUGCAAC